Molecule: messenger RNA, 2996 nt
Organism: Sturnus vulgaris (Common starling)
Lineage: Eukaryota; Metazoa; Chordata; Aves; Passeriformes; Sturnidae
Gene: RIPK1
Product: receptor interacting serine/threonine kinase 1
Biological process (GO): protein phosphorylation; signal transduction
Molecular function (GO): protein binding; JUN kinase kinase kinase activity; ATP binding
Source: RefSeq, a predicted model, not a curated record
CUCUACUUAAGUGGUAGUGGGGUUGAACCCCUUUGCCACCGGCGCCCGGGGAAUCAGCAGGACUCUCAGAGGCCAGAGCGCGGUCCAGAAGCACGAGGGUGCUUGAUUUUGUUUUAAUUGCUAAGCCACAAAGACUGCAGCCAUGUCUCUGGAAGACAUCCACAUGAAUACCAAGGAUUUGCUUGAAAAAAAACAAUUAGAUGCUGGAGGAUUUGGAACAAUUUCUUUAUGCUUUCACAAGAAACAUGGAUAUGUAGUAUUAAAAAAAGUGUAUACAGGACCACAGCGCACUGAGUACAAUGUUUCCCUUCUCGAAGAAGGCAAGAUUAUGCGCAGACUGCAGCAUGACCGUGUGGUAAAGCUACUCGGUGUCAUUUUGGAAGAUGGAAACUAUUCACUUGUGAUGGAGUAUGUGGACCGGGGGAACAUGAUGAAAGUGCUACAGAAUCUCUCGCUACCUUUGUCAGUGAGAGGGCGUUUCGUGCUGGAGAUCACAGAAGGAAUGCUUUAUCUGCAUGAGCAAGGCUUUGUGCACAAAGACCUAAAACCAGAAAACAUCCUUGUGGACAGAGACUUCCACAUUAAGAUUGCAGAUCUCGGUGUUGCCUCCUUUAAGAGCUGGAGUAGGCUGACCCAAGAAGAAACUAUUCGACAGAAGCAAAUGAAGAGCACUUACCAGAACAAUGCUGGGACUCUUUUCUACAUGGCCCCAGAGCAUUUACGCUCUGUUAAUACUAAACCAGUAGAGAAAUCAGAUGUUUACAGCUUUGGCAUUGUGAUCUGGGCAAUUUUUGCUAACAAAGAGCCAUACGAAAAUGGUAUAAAUGAAACCCAGAUUUGCUUUGGCAUCAUUCAUGGAAACAGACCAGAAAUAAAGGAGAUCACUGAUAAAUGUCCAGUGGAAAUUAUUGACUUAAUGAAGCAAUGCUGGGAUGAAGAUUCAAAGAAACGUCCAACCUUUGCAGAAAUCAGUGAAAGAUACAAGCCAUUUUACUAUCAAAAUCUAGGAAAAAAUAUUGAAGAAGAUCUGAAGAAUUUAAAAAAAAUGUGGCCCGAGUCAAAUGAACUGCUGCCUAGCAUGGAAUCCCUUCAAAUAGAUGCUGUACCAGAAGAUACCAGCAAUGGUCAAGUAGAUCAGCCUAAUUCUCUACACAGCUCUCAAGGUCCCAUGGCCAGUGAGGAUAAUGAAGCCCUGCUUGCUGCCUCCCCUGUGAACCAGCCCAUUGAGAGCUGUGAGAUUUCAUGUGCAUCUCUUGAUCAUCUGGAAAGAAAACUUGAGCACGAAUACAACUACCACGCGUUUGGGAGCCGGAUGGAUAAAGCAGCUCCACCUUCAGCAGAACACUUUUCAGUAGUAUUGAGCCCUGGAAUCAUAGAGGAAAGGAAACUGAAAGUUUUUUCUGAUCCGUUUGCAAAGCCUUCUCCUACUUCUCAACGGAGUGAACUGUAUCCAAGAGCUGAAAAAGCAGGAUCAAACACUAAACCAUAUUUCCCGGCAAACAUUGAUCCAAAUUUCUGGUCACAGACAGCUGCAACAACACCAAAAUGGGGAAAUGCAGAUACUCUUUACAGGCCCAAUCCCAGUAGCCUUCCAGUAGGAAGCCCUGCAGAUGCCUAUGGAUUGUCCUCAGCUGGUAACUUUAGCCUAAGUAAAUCUCCUGUGCCAGAAUCUGGACAAAACUCACAGCCACAGUCAAACAUCAACUGGUAUUCAAACAAUCCAGACACAGAUACAGGUUACAGGGAUUCCACUUCUUUUACAAGGGGAACAUUUGCAUACUGUCCUAGUACAUCCAGAGUAAACCCAGACAAUUCAAUCAAGUACACCAUAAGUAACAGCUCUGGAAUACAAAUUGGAUCCUACAAUCACAUGAAGAUUGAAGAGCAGAAUCCAUAUGUUGGCACUUGUCCUGAUGCUAUGGAAGAAAUUUACACACAUUAUGAAGCAAGGGGUGUAUUUGACAAUACCACAGUCCUGACAGAAAAACAUUUGAAUCUAGUGAGAGAAAAGCUGGCUAAGCAGUGGAAGCACUGUGCUCGGAAACUGGGCUUCAGUGAUCCCGAUAUUGAUGAAAUUGAUCAUGACUACGAACGAGAUGGACUAAAAGAAAAAGUUUACCAAAUGUUGCACAAGUGGGAAAUGAGGGAAGGCUCCAAAGGUGCUACAGUUGGAAAACUUGCCAAGGCCCUCUUUGGCUGCCAAAGACUGGAUCUUCUUAAAAGUUUGAUGCAAAUCCAAGAAGAAUAAAUUUACUGAGAACAGACUUUCUAUAGCUCUCCUUUUUGCACAGACUUUUUGGAACAUACUUUUUUCAUGAACCAGUUUUCAGUGAUUGUUUCCAAUUCAUAAAGUUCACAUCACAAUAUCUGGUCUUCCAAAGGAUAAAAGGAAACUAGCAUCUUCCUUCCAAAUAGAACAAUUGUCCAAAGAUAACAACAACAAAUGCAAGACAAAUAUCAAGUCAAGGAGAAUGUGUUGCACAAAAUCUCUACAUUCUAAUCUUGAAACGUUAGUAGUCUUGUUCAGUUCUGAAGAUUGACCUACUGCUUGAAAAACUUGUAUAGAAACCAAAAUCAACUCUUACAUUUUGCCAGAAGUGCCAAUACUUACCAUGCCAGUAUUUGACUGGUCUAAGUUAAUAAUAUAUUUCAAAUCUUUUUAUAAUUUUUAUUAAAUAUAGAUGCCUAUAAUUAUGCAGAACAGCAGCAUAAAUAAAAGAUAAACCUAUUUCUGGCUUUAAAAGUCUGUAGUUGAUAUAGUUAUAAUAUUGAAUAAGAUUUUUACAUUGUUUGGUAGAAAAGAUUUUACAGGGUAAGAGUCUCAUCUGCUUUAUGAAAUAAGGAAAAAAUAAGUUCAAUCAGUAUGCAAUCAAAAUUUAAAAUGCAAGAAUACAAGAGUUGUGAGAGAGGAAAGGUGCUUUAUUAUCUCUUGGCUGAAGACCCAUUCUGACUCUGAGGGCUCAGUGUCACUUCGUUCUGAAUUUCCCAGGCUGUAU